This is a messenger RNA of Triticum aestivum (bread wheat), 1011 nucleotides long. RefSeq lists its product as uncharacterized. Lineage: Eukaryota; Viridiplantae; Streptophyta; Magnoliopsida; Poales; Poaceae. The coding region runs from base 1 to 822 and encodes 273 amino acids. The record is from RefSeq and is a predicted model, not a curated record. The transcript is spliced from 2 exons.
AUGGUCAGGGUGUCGGUGCUCGCCUCGGCGCGCGGCCUCGUCUGCCUCCGCGGCUGCGCCACCGGUUUCUACUACAUCGCCAACCGGCUCACCUUCCGCCGCGUGCGCCUCCCCUACCAGAACCGCGACCACCGGCUCGACGCCGACCCGGCCGUCGUCAUCGCCUUCGAGGACGACGACGUGGGCGCCGCCGGCGCCGUCGGCUUCCGCCACUACCACGUCGUCGUCACCUACCAGGUCCACGACGGCGUCUGGGCCGUCGAGUCCUUCUCCACCCGCACCUGGGACUGGCGCGUCGGGGACGACAUCUGCGCGCCCGAGACGGUCGUCGCCCAGUCCGGGGUCGGCGCGCGCGACCGCGCCUUCUUCCGCACCACCAUCGGCCACAUCCUCUGCUACACCCCGGAGACGGGCUGCGUCGACCUCAUCCCCGCGCCCCAGGAGGUCGAGGGCCGCAAGGACUGGGAGAUCGGCGAGAUGGAGGGCAACUUCUGCGUCGCCUGCGUCGACCAGCCCGCCAAGGAGGUGGCCGUGCUCUACAUGGUGCCCGGCGACGGCGCCGACCAGGUCACCUGGGCCUGGGUGGGCCAGUUCCACGCCAACAAGAUGGGCUACCACGGGCCACGGCAGGAUGACCCUGCUCCGCUCCAGGGCGCCGCCGAGGUGGUCAUGUGGGAUCCUUUCGAGCAGCUCGUGCUCGCCGUCGACUUCGAUGGCAGGGUCACCCGCUCCAUCGGCCCCCUCUCCGGCGGGAUGUACUACUCGGAUUUCAUCCCCUACGUCAACUCAUACGCCGACAUCUACAGGUACUGCUCAGAUUAAACUCGAUCCAGCCUCCUCUACUCUGUUUUGCCGCUUGCAUUAUUAUUAUUGGAUCUUUUUGAUCGGUUUAAUUCAGAGACUUUGAUGUUUCUGAAUCUGAUGUGAAAGCAUGUCCACAUCUGCAGAACUGUGCUGACUAGUAGUAGAUCGAUGCAUAUUGAAUAUAUAUACGUGUUGACUGUCCCUGUA